AUGAAGCUGAUAUCUACACCGAUUCAUGCAUCUGGCGUGCCAACACCAAUAAAGGCUAUACCGAUAUCACCAGCAAAUACACCAAAUUCAAUUAAGUUUCUAAUCGGUGGUACAGCUGGUAUGACUGCUACUUUAUUUGUUCAUCCAAUGGAAGUAGUCAAAAAUCGAAUGCAAAUGAGUGGUGAAGGUGGUGGAGUACGAGAAUAUAAAACAACUUUCCAUGCAUCAAGAGCAAUACAUCGCAGUGGAGGUUUAAGUGGUAUUUAUGCUGGUCUUUCAGCUGGUUUAUUUCGUACAGCAACAUAUACAACAGCUCGUUUAGGAAUCUAUCAAGUAUUAUUGGAACAUUUUCGACAACCAGAUGGUCGUCCACCACGAUUUUUUGUUAAUCUUCUAUUAGGUGUUGCUAGUGGUGGUUUAGGUUCAUUUAUUGGUACACCAGCUGAAGUAGCAUUAAUUCGUAUGACACUUGAUGAACGAUUACCUAUGACUGAGAGACGAAAUUAUGCACAUGUAUUUGAUGCACUCGUACGUAUUACACGUGAAGAAGGUGUUUUUAAAUUAUGGCGUGGUGGUAUACCAACAAUAACACGAGCUAUGAUUGCUAAUGCUGCACAAAUGCCGACUUAUUCACAAGCUAAACAAGCACUUAUAUCAACUGGUCUUAUGCAACAAGGUUUUCCUUUACAUGCUGUUGCAUCAUUAAUUGCAGCCUUUGUGACAACAGCUUUUUCAUUACCAGUUGAUAUUAUUAAAACUCGAUAUCAAAAUAUGAAAGUCAUACAAGGAAAACCAGAAUAUACUGGAAUAUUUGUAAGCUAUUAUUUAUUAAUUUUUUAUGUAAAAAUCUACUAA
Messenger RNA from Rotaria sordida, 855 nucleotides. NCBI's taxonomy places the organism in Eukaryota, Metazoa, Rotifera, Eurotatoria, Philodinida, Philodinidae. The record is from the annotation of a GenBank genome assembly.